GCGCUUAUCCAAACGGAUACACGACGGCGGAUGUUUCUCUUUCUGCGUGGAAACAGGACAUCCUUUCAAUUCAAAUGACUUAUUUCGUGCCGCAGUACAAGGGGGAAGCUCGGAGCGACAACGCAGUCCCAUCCUUUGCCGAAGUUACAGAAAGGCAACCAUGUUGAAGGAUGGUGGCCCGUGUUCUUAUCCGCUGCUCGACUCCUGGCUGACUGAAGCGGAGCCGCACAUUGAGGCCGUCAUACUCAUGCCGAACGGACUGUUCGUGGCCCUCACCAUUCACAAAGAAGCAACGCUUUUGGAACUCAAAGAUAAAGCAUGGCGCAGAGCUGAAGAGCUGCCUUUGUAUCACGUUCUGCAGGAGAAGCAAAGCUACGUGUUCACCGGUGUCAACGAGCUCACUUCAGAGCGUGAAGAAUUCGCGGACGAACGGAGGAAGCUGUGCGAUGUACGAGCAUUCAAAUCGCUCUUUCGUUUAGUCGAGAGGAAAUUGGAGAAACCGGAAUGUGCCUGCAAUGCACACAUUGGAAACCUCAUCGGCAAAGGGCUUGGCAGCUUCGACAGCCUGAACAUUGAAGAAGUGAGCGAAUUCCGUCGUUCAAUGAACCACUUCUGUCGUCAGUUGGCUGAUGAACGGGCCGACUGGCCACCCUUAGAGCAGCUCAAGUACCGGUACCCCGUGAGAGUGGACCGUCGAUGGGACCAUAUUGUUCCCAUGCACCUGAGACACAGACUAACAGCCGACAGUACCUUCACGGUUCACAUCUUCUCGGAAUCGGGGGUGACGUUGCCCGUUAACAUUGGUAUAUUCGACACUCCCAGAGAUCUGCUGCUCACAGUGAUGCAGGUACCCGCAUCACAACCGCUGUGCGAUCACGGCAUGGAAAACCUUGUCUUCAAGGUAUUGGGCAAAGAAGAGUACCUGCUAGAAGAGCUUCCCUUGAUGCAGUACAAGUACAUCGAGGAGAAGAUAUCUGCAGGCUCGCCUCCUCAACUCGGCAUUAUUCCCGUCAGCGACAUUGAAACUGACCAUGACCUCGUGUACUCGAGCAUCGAGGAAUGUCUGGGAUCUGCUUGUUGUCGCAGAGGGGCCCCUCAACAUCGGUCCGUCAGCCCAGCAGUCUCUGCGUGGAGCAUCACCGAGCAUUUCAUCGUUCAUAUCCUGGCUGCCAAAGACAUCAACGCCGAUCUUGGCGCUAAGAUAGGAGUCAAAGCUGGGCUCUUCCAUGGCCAGGAGCCUCUGUGCCAAACUGUGAUAACUCCAGACGCAACUUUGGAGAACAACGCCUGCCAUUGGGGCUUUGAUCUUCACUUCGAGAUUGCAGUAUGUGACAUACCACGCUCUGCUCGACUAUGCAUAGUUCUCUUCGAAGUCACAAGAUCGGCUAAAUAUCAACGCAUUCGGCGAAAGCUCGGACCGGAUUCUUACGCGUCUCCGCUUGCAUGGGUGAAUGCGACGGUGUACGACUUCCGUGGGCAUCUCCGCUCGGGAUACCUUCGCCUCGCUAUGUGGACCUACGCGGAGGACCUCCAUGCUGAAGACGUGGACAUGCUCAAUCCUUUGGGCACCGUAGUCGCUAAUCCCGACCCUGGAAGGCCAUCUGUCAUCACCAUUUCUUUCCCCAAAUACAGUGCAGUACACAGUGUUCAAUACCCUCAACUCGCUGAGAUCCUUGAGUGUGCAGCUACAUGUAUGAACCAGGGCACCGAAGGCGCUCAGCGUGCGCAAGGGCACGCCAGCAAGAGCCAUCUGCGACAGCUCUUGCAGAUCUCUGAACAAGACCCCCUAGCACCGCUGCACGAGCAGGAUCGGCAAUUAUUAUGGUUCUUGCGGUUAGAUUGCAAAGAGGUACCACGAACGCUGCCGAAGCUGCUUCAAUCUCUACGUUGGGCGGAUCAUCGAGAUGUCGCCCAGAUGCAGGCACUCCUCCAGGCUUGGAUGCCGCUGAAACCUGAAGACGCCUUGGAACUACUUGACUAUUCUUACCCGGACAACUUCGUCCGUAGCUUCGCAGUCCGCUGCCUCGAAGAAAUGAGCGACGAGGAGCUGUCACUCUACCUGCUACAACUAGUGCAAGCAUUGAAGCACGAAUCCUACUUGGAGUGCGACCUGGCCAAGUUUCUCGUCAAAAGGGCUCUGAGGAACAGGCAUAUUGGUCACCAAAUGUUUUGGCUUCUGAGGUGUGAAAUGCACGUGCCCGCCCUUAGCAUCAAGUUUGGUCUGAUCGUCGAGGCUUACUGCCAUGGGGCUCCAGAGCACAAGGAUGCAUUGCUCCGUCAGACAGAGGCGUUGUACAAACUAAGAACCGUCACGGAGAAGAUUCAGUGGGAGCUAAACAAGAAGAAGGAAUGCCGUGAAAAGGUUCUGGGAGAAAUGCGAGAGCAUGUUUCUAAAGACGUCUUUCAGUCUACAUUUCACGACCUGUGCAGCCCCCUCGAUCCACGGCACGUGCUCAAGCAGAUCAGGCCAGAGUCUUGCCGCAUAAUGGACUCGAAGAUGAAGCCGCUGUGGCUGACGUUUGAAAACGCGGAUCCCAAUACCGACGACAUUAUGAUCAUUUACAAGUACGGGGAUGAUCUGAGACAAGAUAUGUUGACGCUGCAAAUAAUUGGCAUCAUGGACAAAUUAUGGAAAGAUGAAGGCUACGACUUCAGAAUGGUACCGUAUCAGUGCUUAUCGACAGACCUAAACAUGGGCUUGAUCGAAGUGGUACAGAACGCAAACACCAUAGCAAAUAUCCAAAAGAUGAAGAACUUCAGCGCGACCUCGGCGUUCAAAAAGGGAUCACUGCUUGCGUGGCUUAAAGACAUGAACACUACAGAAGAAAGCCUCAAGAAGGCAAUCGAAAACUUCACCCUUUCUUGUGCUGGGUACUGCGUCGCCACCUAUGUACUCGGGGUCGCGGACCGGCAUAGCGACAAUAUAAUGAUCAAGUCCAAUGGAGAGCUGUUCCAUAUCGACUAUGGCCACAUCCUGGGCAAGUUCAAAGAGAAGUUCGGCAUCAGGAGGGAGCGUGUACCAUUUGUACUUACCAAUGACUUCGUGCAUGUCAUCACAUAUGGUGACAAGCAUAAGUCGGAAGCAUUUUGCCGGUUUCAGGAAUACUGCGAAGAAGCCUUCCUAAUACUUCGACGCCAAGGAGCACUGAUCAUCUCGUUGUUCGCCAUGAUGCUCACAACGGGGAUGCCCGAGUUAACGUCCGAGAAAGACCUCGACUACCUACGAGAGACCCUGGUCCUUGACGUGUCAGAAGCUGAUGCGUUACAGCACUUUAGAGCAAAGUUUGACGAAGCACUCAGGAAUAGCUGGACGACUAGUAUCAACUGGUUCGCACAUAACAUUGCCAAAGACAACAAGUAGCCGAGGAGGGUCGAAAUCCUGAGCAUUGGGAUGUCUUUCUGCUGCUGUACUGUGGUAGGAAUCUCGAAUCGAGUAGCCAGUCGGAAAAGACUUAAACUUGUAUGCAUGACGAUAUACUUAGAGCCCUUAGCUUUCCGCGAAUCCUCAAAAUUUCGCGGAAUCGAUCAUAUCUCGCGGAACCUGCUGUUUACCUCAGAAUCGUCCAUUUUUCGCGAAAUAUUCGAUAUCUUACAGAACUAUGUAAGCAUUUCAGUCGAUAUGCGACAUUUUCACGGGUUAAUGGGUUAAACCCCAUCGGUCACGACUGCGAUGCCGGACACCACUGACAAUGCUGCAGCUGAACGUGCCGCGACGAAAGGAAACUUGAGGACAGCAAUGGCCAGAGAUUGAUAGAGUUGAGUCUGGUUUUCUCUGCACACUGGAACGUUACGAAAGGCUGGAAAAGUGUGCAGAAUGAGUCGAUAUGCGAUCUUCGGAAGAUGCUGCACUUUCCUUCUUUUCCUUCUUUUUUUGCGGAAUCCUGCGGAUUCAGUGUAAAUCCCAUUUCGCGGAAAAGUCAAUUUUCCACCACAGAACGCUAGGGGCUUUAACCAUACUUGCUACGCACCAUUGCUCCGUCCAUGUAGGAAGUGAUCAGUGCUAACAGCCGAGAGACCUUAUGUGAUGGGAACAGUUCGUUAUUUGCUUGCCGUCUAUAGAUCAGGUGCUGUAAAUGUAGCACCGCGCAACAUAUGGCGGGUUGCGCACGGUGAUGUGAUCUCGGUGUAUAGAGGCUGCCUAAAAAAUCUGAGGAAGCUAGGCCAUACAGGCAUAAUCCGAUGGGCAAGAAAUGAGUUGUUGAUUUCCGGCUGUUGAGAAGUCGCUGGUUGGGCGCACGGAGCAACAGUUCUCCAGCUGCACCUUCGGUGGUGGUCGCUACAUCGAAUUCCAUCAGUUCACGAAAUCUACUCCCAAUUAUUAGACAUAUAUCCAUCAGUUUUGGUGGCGCCGUAGAGAUUCCACAGUGUAAAUCGCAAAUUACUGAACACCAUUCUAGCACGAAAUUUCAGCGUCUCCUGCAGCCUGUCUGACUCUUCUCCCAAACGAAGUCCCCCCUUCGUUCGAGGUGCAGUAUGGAGUUUGGGGUAUAAUCCCUGUGAUACGCAUGUUAUUGUUAUUUAUCUUGUCCAUGAACCUCACCUUGUUUUCAACAUAUUCUGUUUCACAUAAAAUAUUCCAUACGUCC
Ornithodoros turicata is the source of this 4586-nucleotide messenger RNA. RefSeq names its product phosphatidylinositol 4,5-bisphosphate 3-kinase catalytic subunit beta isoform-like (gene Pi3K92E). Gene Ontology annotation, biological process: cell migration; phosphatidylinositol-mediated signaling; phosphatidylinositol-3-phosphate biosynthetic process. Lineage: Eukaryota; Metazoa; Arthropoda; Arachnida; Ixodida; Argasidae. The transcript has 21 exons. The record is from RefSeq and is a predicted model, not a curated record. Gene Ontology annotation, molecular function: 1-phosphatidylinositol-3-kinase activity; 1-phosphatidylinositol-4-phosphate 3-kinase activity. Bases 161 to 3361 code for a protein of 1066 amino acids. Gene Ontology annotation, cellular component: phosphatidylinositol 3-kinase complex; cytoplasm; plasma membrane.